Molecule: messenger RNA, 2432 nt
Organism: Oenanthe melanoleuca
Lineage: Eukaryota; Metazoa; Chordata; Aves; Passeriformes; Muscicapidae
Gene: TEX261
Product: testis expressed 261
Exons: 6
Coding region: 93-683 (196 amino acids)
Biological process (GO): endoplasmic reticulum to Golgi vesicle-mediated transport
Cellular component (GO): endoplasmic reticulum membrane; Golgi membrane; COPII-coated ER to Golgi transport vesicle
Molecular function (GO): COPII receptor activity
Source: RefSeq, a predicted model, not a curated record
GCGCUCGCUCCCCGCGUCUCGCUGGUUCCGGCUGCCGGGAGCGGCGCCGGGCCCGGAGCGGGAGCGGCCCCGGGAGCGGCCCCGGCUCCGCCAUGUGGUUCAUGUACGUGCUCAGCUGGCUGUCCCUGCUCGUGCAGGUGGCUUUUGUCACCUUGGCCAUCGCGGCCGGGCUCUACUACCUGGCGGAGCUGAUCGAGGAGUACACCGUGGUCACCAGGAGGAUCAUCAAAUACAUGAUCUGGUUUUCCUCAGCAGUGCUGGUGGGGCUGUACCUGUUCGAGCAAUUCCCGGCGUUCCUGGUGGGAAUGGGGCUCUUCACCAACCUGGUGUAUUUUGGAUUGCUCCAGACUUUUCCUUUCAUCGUGCUCACCUCCUCCAACUUCAUCCUGUCCUGUGUGCUGGUCGUGGUCAAUCACUACCUGGCAUUCCAAUACUUUGCUGAGGAAUUCUACCUCUUCUCUGAGGUCCUGGCCUAUUUCACCUUCUGCCUGUGGUUGAUUCCCUUCGCUUUCUUCGUGUCGCUGUCGGCCGGGGAGAACGUCCUGCCCUCCACAGUGCAGCCUGGAGACGACGUCGUUUCCAAUUAUUUCACCAAGGGGAAAAGAGGGAAACGCUCUGGAAUUCUCCUGAUUUUCUCCUUCAUCAAGGAAGCCAUCCUGCCCAGCAGGCAGAAAAUUUACUGAGGUUUGGGAAUAUUUGGGAAUAUCCAAAGGAUCUGGAUCUGGGAUUUCCCAGACUCUGCCCAGGGCGCCUCUCUCCGUUUUUUCCCGCCGGGAAUUCCUUGGGAAUUCCAAGACUUGGACACUCCUGGAGGUGCCAACCACACUUGGAGCUUUCCCUUGGGAAUGAUUCCAUGGAAAAUGUUGGGAUUGGAUGAGCCCUCUUCAGGAAUUUUGGGAAUUUCCCAAUUCCUGGGUUGUUUUUUUUUUUUUUUUUUUUUUUUUUUUUGGAGCUGCUCCCUCCGGUUUUUCCCGAGGGUUUCACAGAGCCAUGAAUUAAAAAACACACAAAAAAAUUGGGAUAAAUCCAGAGGAUUCCACACAGCCAGGAUGGAGCUGUCCCUUCAUCCCAUUUUUUUUUUUCCAGAGAGAAAGGACUUGGAAUAAUCCCAAAAAAAAAUCAGGAUUUGGGCAGUUUGAAUCCUGGAAAUUCCCGUUUUUGCCUCCAGCAAAGAAGUUCGUGGGAAGGGAUUUUCUCCAUUUUCCAGGGAAUUCCCAGAUUUUUUUCUGAUCCUCCAGAAGAGGGGGAUUGCUCAGAAUUCCCAGAUUUUUCCUUUCUCCUUUUCCAAAAGAAGAAAUUCCUCCCAGGGAGCUGAAAAUUUUAUUCAUUCCCAUCACAAAAUUCCCGUUUUUUUCUGGAAUUUUCACUUGGGCCAAGAAUAAAUAUUUAAAUAAUUCCCACCCCAGGGAAUUCCUUGGAAUCCAGGGGAUUUUUUGGAGGAAUUCCCAAGGAAGAUUCCAGGAAAGGACCUCAAAUCCCACAGAAUUCCAGCCAGGAUAAUUCCAAACCAAAUCCAACCCUUUGAUUUUUUUUUUUUUAGGAAAAAAAUUCCUUUGGAAAAGUUGGAAUUUUGCUCUGAGACCUCUGGAUUUGCUGGAGAAUUCCUGGAUCUGGGAUGGGAUGAAGCAGGAUGGGAAUGAGGAAAAUCAGGAAUUCCUGAUUCCUUUUAAUCCUGAUUUUCCAAAGGGGAUUCCUGGAGGUUUUUCCAGCUGUUUUUCCACAUUUUUCCAACCUGUAUCCCACUCAGGAUUUCCUGGAGCUGAACCAAAUUCCUGGGAAAUUGUGGAAUUCCAUAAAUAUUUAACCAGGAAAAGGAAAUUUGGGAUGUAACUCCCCUAAAUUUGGGAAAAAAAUAUUCCCUGAAACACAAAAAAAAUUUAUGGAUGAGGUGUAAAAUCCCAGAUUUCCCCUGGGAAUUUGAAGGUUUUUAUUGGGAUUGGGAUUUUUCCCAAUCCCUGGAAGUGUCCAAGGCCAGGUUGGAGCUGGGAUUGUGGAAUUUGGGUGGAAUUUUCCCUCCAAAAUUCGAGAAUUUUGGGGAAAAUCCACAGGUGAAGAUGAUUGAAAGGGCAGGAAAAGUGGGAAUUUCCAUUCCCAGCCUCUGGAAUUUCCCUGGAGAAAUUCUUCCCAGGGAGAAUUAAAAAAAUAAAAAUCUGGAUUUGGAAAAAUCUCCUUCCCAGUUUUCCUCCUGGAAAAUCCACAGGGAAAAGGAGCAGGAAUUCAGGGAAAUUUGGGAAAAUCCCUCCCAGCCUUAAAUAUUUCAAUUCCAGCUGGAGGAGGAGGAGGAAAAAUCCAGGAUAAAAACAAAUCCAAGGGAAUUCUGGGGAUUGGAGGAUUUGGGAUUCCCAGGAAAGGAGCUUUGGAAUGCCAGGAAUAAUUCCAGGUGUUCCUAAAUCCAAGGGAAAUAAAGAAUUUUAUUUGGUUGUUGUAGAAAA